UUCCACAGAAGCCAAAGCUGGAAUGGCUUUUUUGGCAGGAAAAAAAUCACACCCAGGUUUCAGCUAGAGAAAAUAUUCACAUGAGCUCAGAUUUAAAAAAAUUAAUCACUCCUAGCCUGCACCGUUCUCUUCCUUGCAGCUCCUCAGGAGUCUCUCUUUGCUGGACGCCACCUUCCCACCCAUCGGCUCCCUGGGGACUUUGCUCCUGCAGGUGAAGGGCAGAGGAUCCCCCUGAGCCUCUUUUUUCCACCAAGCUGCCUGCAGCUGGCAAUCUACCAGUCCAAAAUGCUAGCUGCCGGGGAGAGGAACCGGGGAAGUCGAUAACCAGCAAACGUGAAGCAAGUCAACAUUGUUUGGAGCCGCAGCACUGGGUCAGAACGACACGGAAGGUUUCUCAGCAGCAAGUGUUACUCCCGAGACUGGAAUAUAAUUAACUCCUGCCUACUCCCUCCCUCUUCCCGGAUGCCAUCCAGCAUGCCAGCAGCACACAGAAGCUUCUGCAAAAUCUCACACUCAGCCUUGCAAUUUUCCAGCAGAACCAAAGCAAUGGAAAUCCUUUGUUUCAUUUUAAUCUUCAUCUCCUUGACCGGUCACGGAGAUGCGCAUGGACCAGACAACUGUAACCAUGAAGGGGGCUUGUGCCGAGUCGGAAACUGUGUUUCUGGUGAAUAUCUGGCCAGUUACUGCUUUGAACCCAUCAUUCUCUGUUGCAAAAGUUUGUCACCCACUACUGCAAAAAGCUGAAGAUUUCCAAAGGAGCAAACCGCAAUAUGUGGAGAGCUGCAGGCUCCACUGACAAGGAAUGACCUGCUGUUGCAAAGGAAAUGUUGUGCCUUUCUGUGACUGUUGCUCUCCUGGAAGAACAUGGCUGUGGAUUCACUUGUUAACUUCCAAACACAUUGCUUUUUGCUAUUGCUGUGACUUUGUCGGAAACACUGUGACAAGAAAUUGGGGCCACCCAAACUAUUUGGCAUCUGGUUGUUACCUGUCACGCACAGAUGAGAAAUUGCCUUUCUCCUUACCUGAAAGCAAUAAACCUAAAAGUUUAACACAA
This is a messenger RNA of Falco peregrinus (peregrine falcon), 1054 nucleotides long. Its product is annotated as gallinacin-12-like. The transcript is spliced from 2 exons. Bases 463 to 744 code for a protein of 93 amino acids. The record is from RefSeq and is a predicted model, not a curated record. NCBI's taxonomy places the organism in Eukaryota, Metazoa, Chordata, Aves, Falconiformes, Falconidae.